Linum trigynum is the source of this 5790-nucleotide messenger RNA. NCBI's taxonomy places the organism in Eukaryota, Viridiplantae, Streptophyta, Magnoliopsida, Malpighiales, Linaceae. The record is from the annotation of a GenBank genome assembly.
CUCCUUCACUGCCAAACCUUAAAGAAUAGCAAGAGUUGACCGAGGAAGAGUGCUUAAAGGUAGUUCAUGAUCGGUGAUAGUUGGAAGGGAGAGAUAAGGGUUAUGGUCGAUGCUAGUGGCCUUUGAUUGAAGAGAAGGGUUUAAGUUGAAACCAUGGACACUUCGGGUUUAGGUUGAAGAUGUAGAACCUCACGUCAUGAUUGCCACCAUCCAAAAAGCCUUUUCCCCAUGUCCAAGCCAAUCGCCAGUCAUAUGAACCUGUGUCUAAGACCUCCGGACGAGCUAAUGGUGACAACCAUUCCGUGAACUCUAACAUUUAGAGGUUACCGCCGUGUUAUUGAGACGAUAGGGCCGAGAGGUUACGAUUGUGCACAUUUUUUGCACCAAAAAAGGUCCCGACCCCACUGGUCUUGAGAGUGAACGAUUUAUUCUUACUUUGCAUGUCAUAUCAUACCCCGGUGAGGACCUUCGUUGCCUUUCCAUUCAUUCCUCGGACAUGAAUUCCAUGCAUGUUUGGUUGUGGUUGAUAAGUGGUUUUGUUGAGACUUGCAUUUAGCCAUGAAUAAGUUGAGAACUUUUCGUUUGCCCGUUUUGGUGGCUUUGAAUGUCGUUUGUGGUGGAUGUCAGUAUUGCUUGAAACAGUUCAUGUGUUGAUUGUCAAUGAACAUCGAGAAUUCCCGCUUCGCGUCCUUUGAGUUGUCCCCAAAGCAUUUGUGUAGGUUCAAAUAUUACCGUGUGUAUGAAAUGGUUUUCUUGGGGACACGGAAACGUCUAUGUGUGGGGGAGUGAUUCGGGCCUAAUUCCACAUAUUCCCCCCCCCCCCCCCCCCCCCCCCCGGUUUGCUCAGAUGUUUGUGCCAAAUUCGCUCAUUAAAGGUUGGUUUUAUGCGAGGUUUUUCGUGUUUGAGUUCUUUUCAGGAUUUAACAGGUGGAACCAGCCUCGGAGUUGAAGGAUUGGCGAAAAAGGAUCGAAAACCGGGAGAAGAGGUGAAAAGGCGUAAGUUCACGGCUAAAGGCAGGAGUUCACGGUCGUGCAAGACCGUGAAGAAGUGGAGUUGACCGUGAAGCGCAAGGAGUCCAGAGCCAAGUUGAAGGUUACUUACGCAAGGCGAGUUCACGGUCACUAAGACUGUGAACACAAGCAGUUGCCCGUGAACUGCCGUGAUCGAAACCGGAGCGUUUUAGCGCAAGGCGUGAGUUCACGAACGCGUUUGAUGGUUCACGACCGUGAACUCAGCUCCUCUUGGGCUUAAAAGCUGAGCUACAAGGAGGAGAGAGGGGAAAGCCACUCUUGUGAGAGAAACACUUUCUUCUGCAUUUUACUGAGAAAAACAGAACCAAAGAGAAGGAGAGUUAAGGCUUGGCUUCAAAGGAGGUUUUGGGAAGAUUUCCCCAAGGAAAUCCUAGCUCAAGGAUCAAGAAGAGAGGAGGCAUUCCCAAAAGAUGGAUCCCACCUUUUCCCCCUUUGUUCUUCCCACUUCUUCCAUGGAGUAGUCCUCCUUUCACUUGGGUGUAGUGAAACCCUAAACCCUACCGUGUAGUUUUCUUGUAUGUGGUUUGGAUGAUUGAUUUGGGUAUUGUUCAAUUUAAUGUUUGAGGUAUUUUUCACCAUAAUUUUGCAUGCUUGUGCUUAGCAACUUGGGGGUUGUGCAUAUUUUGUGCUUAGGAUCCUAGGGAUUGUGCAUAAUUUUGCUUAGCACCCCUAAGUUUGUGCAUGUAGGUGCUAGUAACUAAUUUGCAAACUUAGCCUAGUUUAGAGAGGAAAAUCCCCCUUUUUAAGGGAGACUCAAUCGAGUUGGUUUCCUUGCGCUUUCCAAGCCACCUAAACUAGGUUGAGUUAGGGUAAUCCUCAAUAUUGAAUUUAACAAGUCGAUUAAUCAUGGUUAAACCGUCCGACCUUAGAGUUUAGUGAAGAAGUAAGCUGAUUACCGAUUGUCUAAACCGAGAGGGUCGAGUGACACGACCUUUCAUCCUCACCUCGGUUUAGCAAUCGAGAUUGUGGUCUCCGACCACAUACACUUUCAUCUGCGGUUCAUGAUUGACGUUCCCAAGGCAAUCGUUCCAACCCACGUAGCAUGGUAUUGGUUAGGGGAGAAGACCCAAGUGACUUUCCCACAAAAGAGUUUUCAAACCAAAUUACUUUUUCUUUCUUUCAUUUCAAUUGGCAAACCUUUAAACCAAAGUUUUAUCGCUAGAUAAUGAUUUCAUCAACGAAAGUAGGGGUAGAUGGACCAGCCCUGGCCGAUAUAUAGAUACUUGCCCUAUACUGCACUCGAUUAGAGUUUAAAAACUUGAGCUCUAAUUGGGGUUUAAUUGUGGUGUAGUUUCAUGCGAGUCAAUUCCAUUUCUGUCUAGUCUUACUAUUAUUACUGAACCAUUUCAUUUGAUUCAUACUGAUCUUAGGGGACCCAGUUCAGUUACUUCUCGCAAUGGGUACAAGUACUUUGCUCUCUUUGUUGAUCGUGCCACCUAAUUUACUUGGGUAUAUUUCUUACGGUUUAAAUCUGAGAUCCUAUUUGUUGCCACAGAAUUUCUGAAAAAUGAUCCAGACUCAAUUUGAUAGGACCGUCCGUGUAGUCCGUUCCGAUCCCGGUGGUGAGUUUAGUUCCACUCCUUUUCUCAAUCUUUAUAAAUCUCUUGGGAUUCUCACCCAAUAAAUCUUGUCCUGAAGUCUCUCAACAGAAUGGUUUAGUUGAACGUAAUAAUCGUCAUGUCUUAGAGGUCACUAGAGCUCUUUUGUUGGCAUCUCAUGUUCCUUCUUCUUUUUGGCCUGUGACUGUAGCGACUGCUGUCCGUUUGAUUAAUUAUCAAAUUACACCGGUUUUGGGUCAAGUCACUACGUUUUUCAAACUCUUUGGUAAACAUCCUCCCUACUCUAGUCUUCGUGUCUUCGGUUGUAUGUGGUUUGUCCUUCUGCCUUGUUCUGAACAAACCAAAUUGACAUCCAAGACUGCUCGGUGUGCUUUCCUUGGCUAUAGAGAUAUUCAUAAGGGCAUAUGUUAUGAUCCUCAACUUCUUCCUGUCCGUAUUACCUGCGAUUUGGUCUUCUUUGAAAAUGUCAUGUUCAAUUCGUCCUCGUCUGAAUCCACCCCACUAUUUGAUGUCUCCCUUCGUCCUCCCUCUUUUCCCGAUGAUGAUGAUGCUGCUGGCAAUUUUCCCGACCUGGAGCCAACCCACAGUCCGCUACCCCCUUCACAAGCACCUAGUUCUCUUGCCUAGUCUUCCAGCGUCGCCUAGCUCCUCUUCGCGCAUGUCUUCUUCAGCUUCAUCCGAUUCCAUCAGCGCUACCGGGUCCUCUUCAUCCACUGUGGGAGUUGCUCCACCAUCCAGCCCGCUUGUCCCUCCUGUUCGUUGUUCCAAUCAGGGUAACCUAGGGGUGCCACCUCCUUUUUUCAACGAUUAUUUUUCCUUUCAAGUUGCUCCGAUCUUCAUUCCUACCCGCUACUCUCUGGCCCAGGGUGAUCCUCGUUGGGAUGCUGCGAUGACAGAGGAAAUUUUGGCCCUUCAUGUCAAUCAUACGUGGGAUAUUGUUCCGCGCCCUCCUCCUGAGAUCCCGGUUGUUGGCAUCAAAUGGGUGUAUAAUAUCAAGGUCCGGCCUGAUGGUUCUUUGGAAUGCUUUAAGGCUCUAGUGGUGGUGCAGGGGUUUACUCAGAAGUAUGGCAUUGACUUCGAGGAUACUUUUGCUCCAAUAGCUAAGAUGGUUCUUACCAUUCGCCGGCAGCGUCUAUCCACCACUACCUCCGACGGCUGCCAAAAUCAACAAAAAAUACAUAUUUCUAGAUCUCAACUUGCCAACUCCCGUGGAAGACACCGAGUUUAGUGUGAGCGUGGUUUUGAUGCUUAAAUCCCUCCGAAUUCAGGGUAGGGUCGGUAACGAAAUCUUGAAUAAAUGGAGGAAGGCUGAGCGAGAAAGGGAGAGAGGAGAGCGAUGGUGAUGGGUAAUUAGUGUCUCCACAUGAAAGCAAUUUUGAGCGGUUGGUGGUUCUCGAUCAAUCACAUUUGGGGUUGGCGGGGAUGAAAGCAAUUUUGAGGUAGUGGAGAGCAUCGGGAAGUUAGGGUGGAGUUUGAAUUGGGGAAGAGGUAUGAUAGGAGGAAGAUGGGCGGUGGAAGUGGUAACGGAAGGGAGGAGGGUUGGUCUGAUUGCGAUUUUUUCCUUUUUGCAUUUUCUUUUUUAAACUAUAUUAUGAGAUGAUGAAUGAUUUUUUAUAAAAAAAAUUAAUCCACAUUGUUUGGUGGGGACAAUAAAUCGCCAACUCAGCAUAUUCCGUCUGUCCAGUCACACAUUUAACUAACAUCGUUAAAAGAAUGAACGGAAUUGGCUAUUUUGUGUUUUCCGAUAGUUAUGGUUAUAUUUGUCACAAAUGUGAAAGUUAUCCCUAUACAAGUGUAUUUUGCCUAUUUCUUUCAUAAUAUUAGCAUUUUUGAAUUGUGUAGAAUCCAUAGAUUUGGACUCCAAUUCUACAAUCAAUGCGUAGACAGCUAGACUUUCUACCAAUCGUGCAUGCGCAGCAUAGCACCUCUCAAAUGAGUGGGCUUCAGUUAUGGGCUUCGGCGCUUUGCUGGUGUGCCAUAUCAAAGCGGGCUUAAAGAGGUGACAUUGAUGUUCAUUUGAACCAGACGCACCGGCCCAUAUAUUAGUGUAUCUUCUUUUCCCAUCUCAACUUCUGGUACACAUAGUGACAACGAAUCGGUUGAAAAAACCCGAUAAUAUGUUGUUACCACUUACCAAUACCAUAUGGUCAAUAAAUGUUUAGGUGGCAAGUGUUUUUACUCUCUAAUACCCCCUCAAAAAGAAAAGAAAAGAGAAAAGAAAAAGAGGUAAUAAAAUGGGGUAAAUAAAGUAGAGAGUGCCACGAAAAACCAAAGUACAUGCUUUAGGAGGGGUUUAUGGGCACCCAAGCCAACAAAACCCCCACAUUGUUUAGAACUCCUUCACUGCCAAACCUUAAAGAACUAGCAAGAGUUGACCGAGGAAGAGUGCUUAAAGGUAGUUCAUGAUCGGUGAUAGUUGGAAGGGAGAGAUAAGGGUUUUGGUCCAUGCUAGUGGCCUUUGAUUGAAGAGAAGGGUUUAAGUUCAAACCAUGGACCCUUCGGGUUUAGGUUGAAGAUGUAGAACCUCACGUCAUAAUUGCCACCAUCCAAAAAGCCUUUUCCCCAUGUCCAAGCCAAUCGCCAGUCAUAAAUCAAUAAUAAUAGAAAUAAAAAAAUACAUUGAGAUGUUAUAUAUGUGUUACAAGUGCUGAAUAUUUUGAGAGAGAAUGAAUAUGUGUAGAAAAAUAUAAAUAUGCAUCUAUAAUCGGGAGGAUUAGAUUUAGAUAGUAUGAGAACUAUGUCCAUAUAUUAUCCCUAAUUUUCGGGUUUCAAUUUUAUCCUACCACCUAAUAAUUUAUUUAAUUUGAAUUUUACCUUAUGUAAUUGGGUCUGUUUGAGCGAUUAACCAUGUUGUUGGGCAUUUUUGUCACCCUUAGAUACAAACUUCUUACAAGAGAGUACCGGAUAUUACAUUGAUUAUCAUACUAUAAUUAAAUUUUAAUUGUCUAACAUUAAAGGUUGUUUGGAGAAAAAGAUUUCGGUCAUGGACUUACUGAAUUCAUAGAUUCAGACGAAAGUUGAAUUUUUUUUUUUUUUUUGUUUCUAUUUCUAUCGUGGAUUUUACUUUCAUAGAUUUCAAAUCUCUAAUUAGAGAGAUUCUAAAUCUAUAUUAUGAGUUUUUUUCUCAUACUUUUUUCUUCUUCUAUAUUUAUUUAUUUAUCCCACUGAAUACUCUUAAAAAUAAAUUUUCAAUAUUUCU